AACAAUGUGCGGUCUGGUGUGAAGAUGCGUAUUCAUUCUUUGUUUGCUAAGACCAUCUGUACACCGACGACAUAAGUCACUGUUUCUACUGCUGCAACUUACUGACGGUCGCAACAAGACGACUCGGUGCUUUGUUCAAUUGUGGUUAAGGAUCGGGUCGUCUUUUCUGAGCAGUUACCAGAAUUACAUUUUUAUAAUGGAAGUUUCAAAGAAGACAGUUUCAAAGAGCUGGUGGCCACAAGGAAUAGGAGCACCCAGUGUGUACCAUGCAGUGAUUGUCAUCUUCUUGGAGUUUUUUGCAUGGGGUCUUCUGACAGCACCCACACUGGUGGUUUUACACGAGACAUUCCCGAAGCAUACAUUUUUGAUGAAUGGCUUAAUCCAAGGAGUAAAGGGGUUGUUAUCAUUCCUGAGCGCUCCCCUAAUCGGAGCCCUUUCGGAUGUGUGGGGAAGGAAGUCUUUUCUGCUACUAACAGUGUUCUUCACCUGUGCGCCCAUUCCACUCAUGAAAAUAAGCCCUUGGUGGUAUUUUGCUGUUAUUUCAGUGUCUGGAGUUUUUGCAGUGACCUUCUCUGUGGUAUUUGCUUAUGUAGCUGACAUAACCCAGGAACAUGAACGGAGUAUGGCCUAUGGACAGGUAUCUGCCACUUUUGCCGCCAGUCUGGUGACAAGCCCAGCUAUUGGUGCCUACCUUUCCAGAGUAUAUGGGGACAGCCUGGUGGUAGUGCUGGCCACAGCUAUAGCGCUGCUGGAUAUCUGCUUCAUCCUAGUAGCGGUCCCAGAAUCCCUGCCAGAGAAAAUGAGGCCGGCAUCCUGGGGAGCCCCUAUCUCCUGGGAACAGGCUGAUCCAUUUGCAUCUCUUAAAAAGGUGGGUCAGGAUUCAACAGUGCUGCUGAUCUGCAUAACUGUGUUCCUUUCCUACCUCCCUGAAGCAGGCCAGUACUCCAGCUUCUUUCUGUAUCUCAGACAGAUCAUGGGGUUUUCAACAGAAAGUGUUGCUGCUUUUAUAGCAGUCUUGGGCGUACUCUCCAUCAUUGCACAAACUGUAGUGCUGAGUUUGCUGAUGCGCUCCAUUGGGAACAAGAACACUAUUUUACUGGGUUUGGGAUUCCAGAUCCUGCAGCUUGCCUGUUAUGGCUUUGGAUCUGAACCCUGGAUGAUGUGGGCAGCAGGAGCCGUUGCAGCAAUGUCUAGCAUUACCUUCCCCGCAGUCAGUGCUUUGGUAUCAAGGACUGCAGACCCGGAUCAGCAAGGUGUCGUCCAAGGAAUGAUCACUGGAAUUCGAGGGCUUUGCAAUGGCCUGGGACCGGCACUCUAUGGGUUUAUUUUCUAUAUAUUUCAUGUAGAAUUUGAUAAACCUCAAGAGCCUGGUGAUAAUGUACAUAAUUUGCAGGGUUCAAUUAUCCCUGGCCCUCCCUUCCUCUUUGGAGCAUGUGCUGUGCUGCUGGCUCUGCUUGUUGCCUUGUUUAUUCCUGAACACACAAAUGUAGCGGUAAGAAGCAGCAACUGGAAGAAGCACUUGGCAAACCACGGCCACCCUCACUGUCUGCAGGCACCUGACGAUAAAGAACCUUUAUUACAGGACACAAAUGUAUGACUGAUGUCAUUUAUAGUCUGUUUUAAUAGUAAAAACUGAUGGGGAUUCACAUUCCUCUUUUUUAUCUAUUUAUGAAGAUAUCAGACAUGUACAUUUCAAGUUAGUGUUAGGAGUUGGAAUAAAUUGUACCAUUUGUAAAGAGAGAUCAGUCCAAAGGCACUAUUUGCAAUAGUUUUAUUUAUUUCAGUUAAUAUUUCACUUUUAGUUCUGGAGGAAGUUUAGUGUUUUUGUUUUUUGUUCAUGAAAUUCUAUAUUGGCAUGGCUUAUUGUAGGACUUGUGCCAUGUAGAACUGGAAUGUACUAAACACAGUGUGUUUGUUUUAAUCAUUCUGCUUUGAUGAGAAGUGGAAAAAAAUGAGUAAUAAAACAAGAAACACAAAAGCAAUUCCCCGGAGAGCCCAAUUAUUUCCUAGAGUAAAACUGUAUGCAGACCCAAGUGUAAUAAAAGGAUAACAAGUGUGGAUACAUUGCAUAAUUUAUAUAGUAUCUUAACUGUAUUGAUGAAAAGCCUUAAUAGAUUCACUUAAGUACAAAACAAAUUAUAAUUGUUCAUAAAGUCAAGUUGGAACCUCAUUAAAGUUGAAGAGUUGAAUGAACUUGGUACUACAAUUUUCUUUUUUGUUAAGUCGCACUCCAGAGGCAGACUGCUUCAUUUAUUUGUAUAUCUCUAUGCGUGAGGUGGCAGCCUGGCUCUGAAUAGGGUGCAAUAUACACGUUGUUUUACAUAUUGAUGAAUAUGUGUGUAACAAUCCAUCAGUGGAUUUCAUGUAAAGCUAUGUUAAGUAUUAUGACAGGCAAAAUAAACAUUUGUUUUCUUACAAUAGUGCUUUGUAAUAACAUUUUUUUUUGCACUGUGUUAAAAAUGCAGUAUUAAGAAUUUUAAUGUUGACCGUAGUAGCAAGUUUAUGAACUAGGCAGUUUUAAUGUUGUGCAGCUCUGCUUUUUAAACAUUAUAACCACAUAAUAUAGACUUAUAAUGGACCUCAAACUUGUCUUAUCAAACAAAAUCUAUAGCCUUGAAGUGUAAGAUCUUUGUUUUUAUAGUGGCCUUCUCCAGUAAGUAUUCCUUGAUUGUCACACAUAAAAACAGAUGCUAAUCUACCAAAUAACUGAUCACAUAUAUGACAGGUGUGAAUUUGUCUGAAAUUGUAUAUGUGUGUGCUUGUAAUAUUUGAAUAUGAUUUUGUGUAAGAUAUGAUUAGUGUAAAGUACUGUAAGCUCAGUUUUUCAUCAUGUUCUGUGGUUAUAUUUUACUGCCUUGUUUUAUUUUCAACUUUGAACAGAAGCUGGUGACAAAAUCCUAAAAGUUGUAAAUAUUAAAAAGUAAAGUUCAAUAAAGUUACAUAUUUUAUUGUACUGCGA
This is a messenger RNA of Acipenser ruthenus (sterlet), 2959 nucleotides long. RefSeq names its product hippocampus abundant transcript 1 protein-like. Gene Ontology annotation, cellular component: membrane. Gene Ontology annotation, biological process: transmembrane transport. Gene Ontology annotation, molecular function: transmembrane transporter activity. The record is from RefSeq and is a predicted model, not a curated record. NCBI's taxonomy places the organism in Eukaryota, Metazoa, Chordata, Actinopteri, Acipenseriformes, Acipenseridae. The transcript is spliced from 12 exons. Bases 197 to 1597 code for a protein of 466 amino acids.